Molecule: messenger RNA, 2708 nt
Organism: Carassius gibelio (silver crucian carp)
Lineage: Eukaryota; Metazoa; Chordata; Actinopteri; Cypriniformes; Cyprinidae
Gene: morf4l1
Product: mortality factor 4 like 1
Exons: 12
Coding region: 755-1726 (323 amino acids)
Biological process (GO): chromatin organization; regulation of DNA-templated transcription
Cellular component (GO): nucleus; NuA4 histone acetyltransferase complex
Source: RefSeq, a predicted model, not a curated record
AACCAAACAAAUGGAGGAACAUAAUGUAUUAUGUAUCAUUUGUAUAGGAGCAUACAUUUAUGACCACAUUAGAUUGUAUGCUUUUAAGAUUAACAUUUUAGUUCUUAAAAAUGCUCAUUUGAAUAGGUUAUGCUGCUGAAUACUGUAAAAGGUCUGUAUAAAAAAGAAAGUCAUGCAAAAUAAACAUACACAAACUUUAUAUUAACAAUAAAGUAAAUACAGUAAAACAAUAUUUAAUAAAUAUGAUUUAUAAGAUGAAGACGACAUAAAAACGUAUUGAACUGUUUUAAAAGUCCAUAUGAGAAUUUCUGAAACUGAAGCCGACUCGCAAUAAACUUGAAACGCACGUCAUCGGUGUCAUCAGUGAAUCCAGCCAAUCGUGGAUCAGUUGUGUCGUCAUCAGAACCUGUGCAGCCGCUCUUCAGAAGCUGCGCUGGCUGAGUUCUCCGGCUACUCUCGAAUCGCUCUCGUGGUACUUUGACGGCACACGUCACAGUCACGUGGCGUCAGCGCUGUAUCAAGUCGGACAAAAUUUCUAACCGGCAUGCACUGCUUCAAGUCAGCCGACGAUCGGUUUGCGCAAAACUGCAUGAAGUCGAACAAGCCUAUUGUUUAUUAUAGGAGUCACCUGACAGGGGCGCCAAAAUAGUGCGUCAUAGAAACGCAGAGCGGCGCCUUCACCCUGUGUGAAUUAAAUCGGAGCUGGCAAUGCCUGGAUUUGAUUUUCCAGCUAUUUUUAUUGUUUAAUCUGUGAAUGGCGCCUAAACAGGACCCUAAACCUAAAUUUCAAGAAGGUGAACGAGUGCUGUGCUUUCAUGGGCCAUUGCUAUACGAAGCUAAGUGUGUAAGAAUCAAUAUCAAGGACAAACAAGUGAAAUACUUUAUUCAUUACAGUGGAUGGAAUAAGAACUGGGACGAAUGGGUUCCUGAAAGCCGUGUGCUCAAAUAUGUGGACAGUAACCUGCAGAAACAGAAAGAGCUUCAGAAGGCAAAUCAAGACCAUUAUGUUGAGGGAAGGAUGAGGGGUGUCGCACCGAGCAAGAAAAUCGCUGCUGUGCAGCAAAAAAAUGUAGAUGUAAAAACAAAGAAGAACAAGCAAAAGACGCCAGGGGCUGGAGAGGGCACUAGCACUGGGGACAUGCCUCACCCCCCACGCAAGAAGAGGGCACGUGUUGACCCAACUGUGGAGAGUGAGGAGACUUUUAUUAACAGAGUUGAAGUGAAAGUAAAAAUUCCCGAAGAGUUAAAACCAUGGCUGGUAGAUGACUGGGACCUGAUCACUAGACAGAAGCAGCUUUUUCACUUGCCUGCAAAAAAGAAUGUAGAUGAUGUCCUUGAGGACUAUGCAACUUACAAGAAAUCAAGAGGAAACUCUGAUAACAAGGAAUUUGCCGUAAAUGAGGUGGUUGCUGGAAUCCGCGAGUACUUCAAUGUCAUGUUGGGCACGCAGCUCCUCUACAAGUUUGAGAGGCCGCAGUAUGCAGAGAUCCUAGCAAACCAUCCAGAUACAUCCAUGUCGAAGAUCUACGGAGCUCCACACCUGCUGAGGCUUUUUGUGAGAAUUGGAGCAAUGCUGGCCUACACACCUCUGGAUGAGAAGAGUCUGGCCCUGCUUCUCAGCUACCUACAAGAUUUUUUAAAGUAUUUGGUGAAGAAUUCAUCGUCUUUGUUCAGUGCAAGUGACUAUGAGGUUGCACCUCCGGAAUAUCAUCGCAAAGCUGUCUGAGGGCAAAGCCAGUGAGGAUGCUUGGUGCUACGUUCUGAUCCUCAUUUUAUUUUAUUUUUUUAAAUCCAUUCAUCAGUCUUGUGGAAGAUCUUAGUGCCCACAACAUCAUUCAAUAUUGAUUCAGUACUUUAAGGAUGAUGUCUGGUAUUUCAAAUGAGGAUUAAAUCUCUUCAGAAAGCUGCUGGUAAUUGCACCCAUUUUAUUGAUCCAUUUUUUAAUGUAUUAUUGAUAAACAGAACCUGGUCAUGUAUAGUUGAAAUGCUGCAUCAUUUGUUUUUGUUUCGUAUGUCUUUUUUCCUUUUUUUUUUUUUUUUUUUUUGUCAAAUGAUUAAUCGCGAUUUAUCACAUCCAAAAUAAGAUUUUGUUUACAUAAUACAUAUAUGUGUACUGCGUUUAUUAUGUAUAUAUAAAUACACACACCUACAGUAUAUAUUUUGAAAAUAUUUACACGUGUGUAUAUACAUUUUUAUAUUUAUAUAUAAAUAUUUAAUAUGUAAACUAAAUAUUUUUCUUAAAUAUACAUGCAUGUGUAUGUUUUUAUAUAGACAAUAAAUAUACACAGUACACACUGAUGUAUUAUGUAAGCAAAAUCGUAUUUUUGAUGUGGUUAAUCGUGAUUGAUCAUUUUUGUUUGAUGGCACUAUUAUUAUUAUUUUUUUUUUAUCAAACACGUCAGUCAAUAAAUUGUUCUUUUCAGCUAUGACUGCUGCAUUUUUUUUCCCCCCUACAUGACUUUUGCCAAUUUUCUUUUAAAAAUGUUGAAUCGCUUUAACGAUGGCUCACAUCUUACUGUUAAAUGUAAAGGUCAUUUAGCAAUAUUAAUUCAAUGUUGUGCAGCAGAUGCCAUCACUUCUGAAAAAGUAUAGUCUUUGUUUUUUGUUCUUUGCUUGCUUUAAUCUAAUAUACAUUUGGGCGGUUUGCAAUGACAACUUUUGAGUUUGUUGUCUUGAACAUUAUGACAUUAAAAGAGGAUGUUACUGUA